AUGGCACACAACGGCAUUGCUCGGAGUCAGCGGCUUACAAGACUGAUGAAGCAGAAGCAUCGAACACGUCACGAGGGAGUCGAACCAGCCAGCAAACCAGGGGAAGAGUCAGCAGGGUCGUUGAUUUCCAGCAUACAAAAGGCGCACGUCCUGGACCAUAGUAAGCGUCAUGAGUCGUCGGGGGAAGUAUCGCACAAGGACUCGGAUCAUUCGCUAGAAAAGCGUCAGGACCCCUCCGCCGUUCCUCCAGAAUCUCAGACGGCGGCGCCGGCCACCACAGUAACCAGUGUUGUCGAUGCAUCUCCGGACACCGCUGCGGCUCUUCCGACAUCCAUAUCCGAUCCUGCUUCCAGUCAACCAACCGUCUCUGUUCCUGUCGAGAACCCCCCGGCUGCUGUGCCGUCGACCACUUCGUUAAAUGAGAUUCCUACCCCGUCACCUGGCCCGAUUUCGUUCACAGCGGACACUUCAGCAAUUACAAGUGCUAACGAUUUGACGACCAUACCCACCGCCUAUGUCUCUUUGUCAUUAGACUUAUCGCUUUCCAUAUCCGUUUCGGUCCCAACGUCUAUCGCUAUUAUUAACUCUGCGAGUAGCACCCAGUCGUCCGCUUUAAUACCUAGUGCUCGAUCCUCGAGUGCUGUAUUGAGCUCGACCCCAAUAUCCUCACCAAAGCCCACUUCGACGAGUACAAUUUCUAGUUCGACCUACACCAACGGUACCAAUUCGUACGGUUCAUACGACAGCACUUCCAGCGACUAUUCUGGUGAGUACUCGACCACGUCCGUGUCAGAGGCCACUACCACUGCGGACCUGUAUAGUACGGGAACGUAUUUUGGAGGCGGAGAUUCAGGCGCAACUGCUACGGGCCAGGCUCCCUCAGCAACCACGUCUUCGUCCUCUGGUGGUGGCUUGGACUCCGUCACUACCAAACGCAUUGUGGGCGGAGUUGUCGGAGGUCUCGCUGGCGCAUUCUUCCUGCUCGGCCUGCUACUCUUCCUGCUGCGACGGCGCAAGACGGCCUUGUUUCGACCGAAUCGUGGACUCCCAGCGAGUGAUGGGACUGGCGGUACGACCGGAGAAAGAGGAUCUGUUUCACGCACCGAGAUGGCGUCACGGCGCUCGAGUCGCGACCCCCUGUUCACGGCGUCGUACUUUGCUCCGGCUUUUAUGAAGCGAUGGAGGCAGUCGAAUCAGACGGUGCGGUCUGACGACAGUACCUUCACAUCUACCACCACGAGUGAACGCGGGUUCCAGAAGAUCUCGGGCCGCAAGAUCCCCUCGGUGCUGCAGUCAGGAGGGGAUGGCUAUGGCGGCGGGUUCGAUCAGGGAUCUCCGACCGCGUCGGAGCCCAGCAUGAGCCUACCCCCGGGGUCACCUGUCCAACCGCGAUCGGUCAUCUCUCAGCCUCCUCCCUCGAUGCCUUACGGGAUGCCACUGGAUGUGAGCUACACGCGGGAAGCGGAUGAAGCAGAGUCGGUCGUGGUAUUCCGACCGUCACCCGCCCGGACGCCGGUUGCCAGCUCGACGAACGUCAGCGUGGUGAACGUACCGGCUGCCUCGCGUGCCAUUCCUCAACCGGGGGUUACGUUAUCCCCCACGAUACCCCAGCGGCCAGACGGACUGGGUCGUAGCCACCCGAGCUUCGACGGCAGCCGGGGGAGUCGCUUCACAGAGAGUCUUGACGGAUUGUGA
Messenger RNA from Aspergillus udagawae, 1695 nucleotides. RefSeq lists its product as uncharacterized. The transcript has a single exon. Bases 1 to 1695 code for a protein of 564 amino acids. Lineage: Eukaryota; Fungi; Ascomycota; Eurotiomycetes; Eurotiales; Aspergillaceae. The record is from RefSeq and is a predicted model, not a curated record.